AUGAAGACUCCUCCGGACAGGUCGGGAAUCACUUUUGAGGUUGGAGCUCAGCUAGAAGCCCGAGACCGCCAAAAGAACUGGUACGCAGCCACGAUUGAGAAAAUCGACUACGACAAAGAGCGGGUCCAGGUCCACUACCGACAGUGGAGCCGUCGACAUAAUGAGUGGUUUCACUGGAGCUCGCCGUACCUGCGGCCACUGGAGCGAGUCAGCCUGAGGAGGCAGGGCCUGAACCCACCAUGUUCACAGCCGAUGUUUGUUUCGGGUACGAAGGUCCUGGCGUGUUGGACAGACUGUCGUUUCUACCCGGCUAAAAUCCUCAGAGUCAACAAGGACG
Plectropomus leopardus (leopard coralgrouper) is the source of this 337-nucleotide messenger RNA. NCBI's taxonomy places the organism in Eukaryota, Metazoa, Chordata, Actinopteri, Perciformes, Serranidae. The record is from RefSeq and is a predicted model, not a curated record.